This is a messenger RNA of Limanda limanda (common dab), 877 nucleotides long. RefSeq names its product ubiquinol-cytochrome-c reductase complex assembly factor 6. Gene Ontology annotation, cellular component: mitochondrion. NCBI's taxonomy places the organism in Eukaryota, Metazoa, Chordata, Actinopteri, Pleuronectiformes, Pleuronectidae. The coding region runs from base 111 to 338 and encodes 75 amino acids. Gene Ontology annotation, biological process: mitochondrial respiratory chain complex III assembly. The transcript has 3 exons. The record is from RefSeq and is a predicted model, not a curated record.
CUCAGCUGAACAGCAUGACCUGUGUGACACUAAUGUCUGAGACAGAAAACAGCGUCACUUUGCCUAUUUAAAUGACCGUGACAUAAACAGGGUGCAGGAAGUGUGUGAGGAUGCCAGCCGGUGUGUCUUGGCCUCGGUACCUGAGGAUGUUUGGAGCCAGUGUACUGGCCAUGUUUGCAGGAGCACAGGUCGUCCAUCAGUACUACCUACCUGAUCUGAGUAUACCAGAUAUCCCACCAAGGCCUGGGGAGCUUCAGACAGAGCUGCAGGGAUACAGAGUCAGAGAAGAAGCUGCCGCUACGUUACAGCAGCUCAGAGAAGAACAAAAAGUGGACUGAUGUGGAGUUAUACGUCCUCUGUGUGAUGGACACACAUCGAGCAGACUUUUACCAGUUUUUGCCAACAGCUUGAGGCUGAAGAAUGCCUGGGUGAACUGGAACAUCAGGAAAUGGAGAUCUUCUGUGUUUGCCGUUUUCUUACAAUGGAUCCAACGAAUGGGAUUAAAUACAACAAUGUAGGAGAUUUGCUGCCCAAGAUGAAGACCUUAUCUUUUCAAUCCAGUUGUAUCCAUCUGUUGUCAAUACAUCUUUACAUCCUUUUUGAUUGUGUUUGUAUUUGUAGAUAGAUGAAAUAUGCUACACACAGCAACUUCUUCGUCAUGAAGUUGUUUAUGGUUUUGACUAUGUACAAAGAAUAUUUUUCGAAAACACAUCCUAAUUCUUCUGGAGUGAGAUGAAAGAUACUUGUCCAGUCCUUACCGUCUUCUUCCCAAAGCUUUCACCCCUCACCUUUCAACAGCACUCCAACUGGCAUAUGAAAAUACUCAAUAAACAACUGCUUCCUUGUCAAAUAUAACAGAUGUUGCAUGUGCUGGAAA